GAUCCCUCAGGAUGAGCUUCCAGGCCCCACCCCCACUCCUGCAGCUGGCAGUGCAGAGGCUGCUGAGGGAGGAGGCCCUGGCCAUCUCUGCUCUGCAGGACCUGCCCAUGGAGCUCUUCCCCCGACUCUUCAAGGAGGCCUUCACCCGCAGACGGUCUGCCAUCCUGAGGGCGAUGGUGCAGGUCUGGCCUUUCCCCUGUCUCCCAUUGGGGGGUCUGAUGAAGAUGUCGGUCCCCUACCUGGAGACCUUACAAACCAUACUGGAUGGGAUCGAUACACUGCUUGGCCAGAAGGUUCACCCCAGGAGUCACAAACUUCGAGUUCUGGAUUUGCGGGCUUUGCACAAGGACUUCUGGAACGUAUGGGCUGGAGAUAAGACAGAUGCUUGCUCUCGAGUGGUCAAGCGUAAGAGGAAAACACAAGAGAGAGGUGUGAGGAUAGGGGCGGAGCAGUCCUUGAAGGUGUUUGUAGACAUAUACCUCAAGCCAAGAGCCCUGGAUGCGUGCCUGUCCUACGUCUUCCUGUGGGUGGAAGCGAGGAAGGGUUUGCUGCAGCUGGGCUGUAAGAAGCUGAAGAUCUCUACGAUGGCUCUCCAGAACGUGGUGAAGGUUCUGGAAAUGCUGGAUCUGGACUGUAUGGAGGAAGUAGAAGUGUGCUGCACCUGGAAACUGUCCACCCUGGCCGGCUUUGCUCCUUACCUGGGCCAAAUGAGAAAUCUUCGCAAGUUCCUUCUCUCUCAUAUCUGUGAGCCUGCCUCCAUUUCCCCAGAGGAAAAGAGGAAGUUGAUCAGUCAGUUUACUUCUCAGUUUCUCAACCUGGAGUGCCUCCAGGAGCUCUCCCUGGACUCCGUCUCCUUCCUCGAAGGUCAAAUGGACCAGGUGCUCAGGUGCCUGGAGGCCCCCUUGGAGACUGUCUCUAUCACCGACUGCCAGCUUUCGGAAUCAGACUUGACGUCCUUGACCCAGUGUCCAGGCAUCCGUCAGCUCAAACACCUGAACCUAAGUGGUGUCAUACUGACCAACAUGAAUCCUGAGCUCCUCCGAGUCCUGCUAGAGAGAGUCGCAGCCACCCUGAAGACCCUGGACUUGGAGAACUGUAGGAUUGUGGAUAGCCAGCUCAGUGUCUUUCUGCCUGCCUUGAGCAGCUGCUCCCAGCUCACCACAUUCAACUACUUAAGGAAUCCCAUGUCAGUGGCUGUUCUGGAGCGCCUGCUCUGCCACACCGCUGGGCUGAGUUGCUUAAGCCUGGAGAUGUAUUCUACCCCCUGGGAGAUUUAUGGUGCCCAGGGUGCUUCUCACCACAAGCGGCUAGAACAGCUCCGUGAGGAGCUGAGUAGGACAAUGAAGCCACUGAAACGCACCAAGACAGUGUGGUUCAGCAUCAUUCCCUGUCCACCUUGUGGCAACCAGCCCAUAUGAGUCAGAGCCCAAGCUGUGCUAGGGCUAUGGUCCUAUCUAACUGGGUACUGGUGUGCCAAAUGAUUCCUUCUAGCUCUUGGAAGCAGAUUCCUUCUGGUAUAGGUGAAUCCUGAAGAGGACACAGAACCUGUGGUCUCAGUGUGUUGGGGGUGGGAGGGAUGGGUCAGGCAGCAAAGGCAACCUCAGAGAGAGAAAUGUUGACCUGGGAAUUGAUGGGAACUUUGGGACAUGUGUAUUCAGAAAUAAGAGGAGAAGUUUCUAGAAUCUGGAUAAAGAGACACUUGAGGGUGUUGGGAUCCGGGUAAAGAAAUGGCCAGUGUGUUCUUCCUCACUUCAUGCUACAGGGUGAGUGGAAUACACCAUGAUUGUCACUGCAGCUUUGCAGGCUUAAGGAGCCACCAGCAGCUACCACCUUCAUCUCCAGCUCUGAGCGCUAGAGAAUUUGCCCACUGUCGGUCCCAUCCACCCAAGAAGGCCACAGUUCUGUCCAGAAGGCAGUACAGAUUUUGGACAACUUCACCAACAGGAAUGAAAAGAGCUGCCAGGUGCUGGAGACCUCUACAAACAAAAUGGGAAGGGACGGGCUUAAACUUUACAUAGGCAACAUCCAUACACCAUGCUUGAAGAUCGGUAAAGCAAGGCCUUUAAUCCCAGCACUCGAGAGGCAGGUGCAGGAAGAGCUCUGAGUUUGAGGCUAGCCUGGUCUACAGAGUGAGUUCCAGGACAGUCAGGGGUACACAGGGAAACCCUGUCUUGAAAAACCAACUGAACAAAAAAAUCAGUAAAGCAGACACACAGUAGAGUUGAGAAAUAUCUUUGUUAGUCUUAAGGUGCCCUUGUCGAAGCUGAUCACUGCAAACAGACCGGAUUCAUCAUCUGACCUCUGUUGGGCUUACAGCUGUUACAGGCCUCUUGAUUUAAGUGACUGGUCCUAUUGCACUGGGGGUGGGUGGCUAUCAGUAAUACUACUGGGGGGUUAAAUGUAGGACUUUGUGUGUGCUAGGCAAAUGCUCUACCACUAUUAACUUUUAAAGAAUUACACUGCUCUGUGUGUAUGUUGGAUUUAGGGGAAUUUUCAUUGUUUAAAUAAAUGUGUGACAAAGAA
Peromyscus eremicus (cactus mouse) is the source of this 2523-nucleotide messenger RNA. Its product is annotated as PRAME family member 12-like. The record is from RefSeq and is a predicted model, not a curated record. Gene Ontology annotation, biological process: negative regulation of cell differentiation; positive regulation of cell population proliferation; negative regulation of apoptotic process. NCBI's taxonomy places the organism in Eukaryota, Metazoa, Chordata, Mammalia, Rodentia, Cricetidae. Gene Ontology annotation, cellular component: cytoplasm. The transcript has 3 exons. Bases 12 to 1418 code for a protein of 468 amino acids.